Messenger RNA from Geodia barretti, 1656 nucleotides. NCBI's taxonomy places the organism in Eukaryota, Metazoa, Porifera, Demospongiae, Tetractinellida, Geodiidae. The record is from the annotation of a GenBank genome assembly.
ACGCGGCCAAUUUUGGAGGUCAAAGACCUGCAAACGUACUUCUUUACGCGGACCGGCACCGUCAAAGCGGUUGACGGUGUUAGUUUCCAACUAUUCCCAGGGGAAACACUCGGUGUAGUGGGUGAAUCCGGCUCCGGCAAAAGCAUGACUGCUCUGUCGAUAAUGGGAUUGGUCCCAAAACCGGCCGGGCGUACGGUCGGCGGCGAGAUUCUCUACAACGGCGAAGACCUGCUGCAGAAAUCUGAAGCUGAGAUGCGCCAGAUGCGCGGGUCGGAAAUCUGCAUGAUUCUGCAAGAUCCCAUGACUUCGCUAAAUCCGGUUUACACCGUGGGAAAUCAGGUAAUAGAAACGCUGCGGCAAAACACUGGGGACGGCCGCAGCCUGGGGUUGAGGGCCAGGGCAAUUGAAUUGCUGGAAAAGGUUAAAAUCCCUUCCUCAGAUAUCCGCUUCUCAAACUACCCACACCAGAUGUCGGGGGGUAUGAGGCAGCGCGUAGUGGGGGCCAUCGCCGUGGCCGGCUCGCCCAAGGUGCUUAUCGCCGACGAAGCCACCACGUCGCUCGACGCCACCAUCCAAUACCAGUACCUGGCGUUGCUGAAGGAGUUACAGCAGGAAACGGGCAUGGCGAUCAUUUUCAUCACCCACGACUUCGGCAUUGUUGCCAAGAUGUGCGACCGCGUGGCGGUGAUGUACGCCGGCCGAGUUGCGGAGAUUGCCGGCGUUCGCGAGUUGUUCAACAACCCACAGCACCCCUACACAGAAGCGUUGAUGCGUUCGGUGCCGAACGUCGAUGAAGACCCCACCACCCAGAACGGGGAUUCCAUCAUUGAGCUGGAAAACGUCCGCAAGUAUUUCCCUAUCACCAAAGGUAUCCUGCUCCGUCGUUCCAUCGGGCAAGUUCAGGCCGUUGACGGAGUUUCUUUCAAAAUCAAGGAAGGUGAAACCUACAGUCUGGUUGGGGAAUCCGGUUGUGGAAAAACCACCACGGCGCGCAUGGUGUUGCAAGUAGAGACUCCAACCGCCGGCACGAUUCGAUUCCACGGCAAAGACACCAAUCAGUUCAGCGGGUCGGACCGCAAAGAGUACCGCGCGUCAGUUCAGGCGGUAUUCCAGGACCCCUGGAGCUCGCUGAAUCCACGCAUGCGCGUCGGUUCCAUCAUCAUGGAACCGCUGCUCACAAACCAGCCCAUGGGCAAACACGAGGCCCAGGAACAACUGGAAACUCUGUUGCGUGAUGUGGGGUUGCGGCAGGCGCAGGGAGACUACUACCCACACGAAUUCAGCGGCGGUCAGCGGCAGCGAAUCGCCAUCGCCCGGGCGCUUUCACUUCGUCCCAAGCUGAUCGUGCUGGAUGAGCCGGUAUCGGCGCUGGAUGUUUCCAUACGCGCCCAGAUCAUGAACUUACUUAGGGACCUGCAAAACCAAUACGGCGUUAGCUACCUGUUGAUCGCCCAUAACCUGGCCACUGUGCGAUAUAUGAGCCACCAGGUUGGGGUGAUGUACUUGGGGCGAAUGGUUGAAGAGGCGCCGGUUCGCGAGUUAUUCACCAAUCCCAGCCAUCCCUACACCAAAGCGUUGAUCGCAGCAUCACUGCCUUCACACCGGACAUUGAACGUGAAGAGAUCAUCAUAUCUGGAGAAGUUCCAUCGCCGAUGA